Molecule: messenger RNA, 2625 nt
Organism: Diatraea saccharalis (sugarcane borer)
Lineage: Eukaryota; Metazoa; Arthropoda; Insecta; Lepidoptera; Crambidae
Source: the annotation of a GenBank genome assembly
AGUAAACGUAAACACGUACGUGCCGGGUGGACCGUUAGCUGGUUCAUAUAAAAGUGAAACCCCACCCGUCUGGGCAGCACUCCGCGCCCACACGUCAUGAGGCCGCACGCGUACAUCGUCCUCCUGCUCGCGGUACACGCCCGCGCAGCUACCAUUCAAAACCCUACAGCCCCUGAACUCCAGAAAAAACUACCUGAAGAACCACCCAAGGAAGCAUCACCUCUAGAUAACGUUUCCAGCGAACAAGAACUCUUAGAUUCGGCUAACACUAUCAAGGAUGUUGAAAAUAACCUCCGCGUGAAAGCUAUAGAUAGCAUUCCCGUAAAAGUUAUCGUUGAGAACGCCGAUGAUGACACUUCCGAUGUGAAGAGAGUAGAAGUAGACUUGGAACAUCCCGGCGAACCACAGCGUCAGGAACACGACACUCAGAGUCCAGUGAGCUACAGCCAUGAACAACAAAUCGUCUCUACAGUAAAACAAACUAUAAGUGAUACGCAGUCCGCUCUAAAACAAGGUUUCCAAGGAGUAACUCAAGGACUUCAGGACUGGAUCGCCAACAAUGAGCAGCUUAAUUCCAUUCAACAAAACAUUCAAGGUCUCCAACAGAGCUUUACCAAUCAAAUUAAUAAACUGAAUGAAACUCUUCAAUCGUAUUUGAAUAAUCAGGGAUCUGCGAAUAUAGUUCAAUCGGAUAAUAAAAAUAAGCCUGAGUUCGACAAUGUUGAAAAUAAUUUAAAGUCUUUGGAGGACAACUUCAAGAUAGGUGUAAAAGCUCUGUCUGAAGGAGUGCAAAUUUUCGCAAGUCUAAGAGAUGACGAAAAACCAACUCCUCCUCCCAACAAUCUCUUCCUACAAUAUUUGCAACUCUUCCAACAAACUGUUUCACAAGGAUUCAGCAAUGUUACACAGGCUAUUCAAAGCUAUGUAGGUCAAAAUAAUCCAAAUAACACCGCAGCCAACGGUGGCAUCUUCCAAGGCUUGAAUAAUGGUAUCCAGAAUAUUUUUAGUCAAGGAGGAUCUACUGCUGCCCCUGGAGCUCAAUCUGACGAACCAGUAACACAGAAACCUACAAUAUGGCAAGGCAUCCAGUCCUCAAUUCAGAACAUUCUGAACCCGGGCCAAAAUCAAGCAAGUCCGUCAGACCAAGUUGGACAAGCACCGUCCGGUCCGAGUGGGCCUAUUGCGCAAGCGAUUCAAAACAACCCCUUCGUACAAGGGGUCGUCAAUUUGAUACAGCCCAAUAAGCCAGCAGCUCAACAGCCUCAGCCUGAAAAGCCAGCAGCUCAACAGCCUAAGCCUGAAAAGCCAGCAGCCGCCGCUCCACCGACACCGGAAGGUAGUAAUGUCGUUCCUGCGGCAUCAUCAGAAAGCAAACCUGACGCAGAUCAGCAACAGCCGGCUAAAGCGACUGAACAACAAGCAGUCCCAAACAAUAAUGGGCCGAUUAAGAAUAUUAUCCAGAACAAUCCGAUCGUCCAAGGCAUCUCGGGUGCCGUGCAAAGACUGCAGUCUUCUAUUAACGGUGGUAAUCCUGAGAAACCCAGAGACGCGGUCGUCGGGGAGCAGGCUGUGAAGAGUGAUGACACUCAAGGCAAAGGGCACCAUGGCGCGUCAGCAACAGUGACGGCUUGGAGCAAUUUUGUCAACAGUCUGAUAGGUACUAUCGCGGCUGCUAUCAAUGGAACCGCUGCCACCGUGGGCUCCACGGUGAAUGGAGCCAUCAACACUUUAGGCACCAACAUACAGGUAUCCCGGUGGACUACGGGAAUGUGUGCUUUGUGUGUGUUGGAUGGUGGUAGCUUUUAAAAUGCAUAUAUAAACUUUCUGGUUCUGCUCGUACUUACUUUGUAAUAAUAUGUGUUAUUCGUGUUUCACAGUAAAGACUCGUGCUUUUAUCUCAAAGCAAAGAUUAAUUUAUUUAAGAGUGAAGCCGCAUUCACUGCGAGAUAUGAGUUUGAAAAUAUUCACAAAUUUAAAAAAUCAAUAUUAAGGUGUAAUUAUUUUCGGAGACAAUCAUACUAGCAAAUAAAACAUGGUACAUGUGUAGUUAUAGUGAAUCGUACUAUCAGUAAAAAAAUAUGGAGACACAAAUAAUACGUGUAUGAGUAUUAUUUGUAUCUUCACACCUACUUUCAAAUAUCAAAUAAAAACUUAAGUAUAUUAUUUAUAUAGGUAUUAACAAUCUCAAAAAGUGGUUCUUAAUAUAGAGUAAAUUAUACCUUUUCACCCGCCUAUGAAGUAGCUUCGCGUAGGUGAAAGAAGUUUCAUCAUCAGAUCGGCAUUUCCAAAGAUUACUCCCUACAAACAAAUGUAGUUAAAUACUUUACUUCUUUAUAAUAUUAGUAUAAAUUUAUAACUUAUUUGUAUGUGUGUAUGUUUUGUAUGUAUUAUCAAUAACACACUUCCACAAGUUAACUAAAAUUAGGCAUAAUAAUUAUGGAUAACAUAAAUAACUGACGAUCCGUUACGUUACACAAUGUUUUAAUUAACUAACCAAUAGAAUUAUGUUAGUAAGUCAAACACAAGUAGAUUGUUAGUACUAUCGAUCACGCAACCAUUCUACUACAUAUUCAGAACUUAGAGAGUAUAUUCUAUAAGUACUAAUCAGAAAAGUAAGGGAGGACU